This is a messenger RNA of Linnemannia hyalina, 567 nucleotides long. NCBI's taxonomy places the organism in Eukaryota, Fungi, Mortierellomycota, Mortierellomycetes, Mortierellales, Mortierellaceae. The record is from the annotation of a GenBank genome assembly.
AUGUUCUCCAUCAGCAGGUCAUCCUUCUCCUCCGUCAGCAGAUCCGCAACACAUGUCGUCAAGCGCUGGAAGUCUCAAAAGUCCAUUGAGGUGACUCUCAGGGCAAACGUCCAGGGACUCGGAAAGCCAGUUGGAAGGAUGAGGAACCAGCUUUACCCUAUGAGACUCGCCAACUAUAUCGACAAGAAUGCUCAACAUUUCAAGGAGGCCACCAUUGCCGGACAGAACGCCAUUCAGCAGAUUCAGGAGAUCAACAAGGCACAUCAACAAGCAGUCAAGAAGGAGCAGCGCAUCGUCCACUUGCAGGAUCUCCGCAACCGCCUCCAGGUCUUGCCUCCUCUGGUCUUCUCUCGUGCCGUCAACGAGGUCUUGCCCGGCUCAAAAACGAUUUUCGGAUCUGUUCAGGCUGAGGAUGUGAUCAAGGAGCUCAAGGAGAAGCACGGCAUUAUUAUUGACAAGGUUGUGGUUCAAGGCACAAAGAUCAAGUCUGUCGGUGACUCUUGGGCACGCGUGGAUCUUGCGGAUUUGGGAACUGUUGAGCUCAAGGUUGUUGUUGAGAGGCGUUAA